This is a messenger RNA of Colletotrichum costaricense, 114 nucleotides long. RefSeq lists its product as uncharacterized. Bases 1 to 114 code for a protein of 37 amino acids. The record is from RefSeq and is a predicted model, not a curated record. The transcript has a single exon. Lineage: Eukaryota; Fungi; Ascomycota; Sordariomycetes; Glomerellales; Glomerellaceae.
AUGAUAACAGAGAGGGCUCUUUUGUCCGGUUACAGUUCAAAUGCACCGCCCAUCAGCUUGCGAUAUACGACCAGGGUGAGAGAGAGCUCAGAGCGCGUGUGUUGGUGGUGGUAA